Epinephelus lanceolatus (giant grouper) is the source of this 5618-nucleotide messenger RNA. RefSeq names its product G protein-coupled receptor, class C, group 5, member Ba (gene gprc5ba). Gene Ontology annotation, cellular component: extracellular exosome; signaling receptor complex; intracellular membrane-bounded organelle. Gene Ontology annotation, molecular function: protein kinase activator activity; G protein-coupled receptor activity; protein kinase binding. The record is from RefSeq and is a predicted model, not a curated record. Gene Ontology annotation, biological process: G protein-coupled receptor signaling pathway. Lineage: Eukaryota; Metazoa; Chordata; Actinopteri; Perciformes; Serranidae.
ACCAGGCAAAAACAGCACCGUAAUUUGGAGCUGAGUCCAAACUGUGCGUAAAACCCGUGACAGUGACACUGAGAUAAUAUUUAGGAGGUGUGUGUGUGUGUGAGAGAGAGUGUGUGUAAGAGAGAGGGACCCGCUGUGCGUCCAGAAAGGAUGCAUUAAGGUGCCCCCCUGUCAGGCACCAAUUAAUUUAUCGGAGAGUAAACCAGUUAAAGGGAGGGAGGACAGAGAGGAGUCCGCGGCGGCUCUGGAGAGCCGUCACUUUGUCUGUGUGUAGGCUGCGUGUGUGCGUGUGUGUGUGUGCGGAGAGGGAUUACCAGUACGCGCGUUAUGCGGAGCGCAGUUUUGGUGAUGCAUUCAGUCGGGAGAUGUGCAGCGGGAAGCAGUGAGCGGCAGCCCGGGCAUUCAGCGCAGUAGCAGGAGAAGAAGAAGACGAAGGGGGGAUCCGGCAGGUUUUUUUAUUUUAAGAGGGGGACCCAUCUCUGCGCAUCACAGGAUUUCGACUCGUUGUGUGUUUUAUGAAUUUUUGAUGAUUGCUCCUUCAUUGGUGCAGAGUGAAAGUCAAAGAUGCGCACCACUGAACAAAGGAUUUAGGGGGAAACGAUCUAGAACCUCAUUUUAAUCCUGACACCCCGGUGCGUUUCCGUCCGUGCCCAUUCUGCCUCUGAGGACAACGGACACGGGCUGAAUCACCGGGUCCCUCUGGUUUCACAGCCGGAGAAGGAGGAAUCAUCUGGGCUGAUCGCGUACGAGUCCAUGUGGAUGGAGAGAGAAUACGCAAACACUGCGAGCGGAGCUCAUUCCGAAAUGUGACAUUAUUACUCUCGCAGUCUCCCAUCCAACCUGACAACUGUGCAUCUGCCUUCGUCCUCGAUCGGAUUUGUUUACAUCGAUUAAGAGAUGGCGUUCCUCCCGGUCCUCCUCCUGCUGCUGCUGACUGUUGCUCAUCGUGCCACCGGUCAAGACUCUGAGGACUCUGAGGCUCUCCCAAGAGGCUGCGGCUGGGGCCUUGUCCGUCCCUACACCCUCCUCUGUGACCUGGACUCCAUAUGGGGUGUGGCUGUCGAGUCAGUGGCCGCCGGCGGGGUGCUGACUGCCAUCCUGCUAGCCCUAGUCCUGCUGUGCCGCUUACACCACAUCAGUGAGGCUGAGAAGCGCAGCGGCGUGGGACCCAUCCUCCUUCUGCUCCUCGGCAUCCUCGGCUUGUUCGGCCUGAGCUUUGCUUACCUGAUUGAACAGGACGAGUCUUUAUGUUUGCUCCGCAGGGCCCUGUGGGGUCUCCUGUUUGCCGUCUGUUUCUCCUGCUUGCUGGUGCAGGGUGUUCGCCUGCGCAGGAUUGGCCGUGAGCGCCGGAGCCCUGGUGGCUGCGCCCUAACAGGCCUUGCGCUGGGUUUGAGUGCCGUGCAGGGCAUCAUCGCCGCUGAGUGGCUACUUCUGACCGUGCUGAGGGAGGGACGAGCUGCCUGUCAGUACCUGCCACUGGACUUCUCCCUAGCCUGUAGCUACGUGCUAGCCCUCCUACUAGCCGCGCUGACUGCCGCCUCCCUGGCUCUGUGUGGGAAGACACGUCAGUGGCGCUGCAAUGCCAUCUGGCUGCUGGUGACCUGCCUGCUGUCGCUGCUGCUUUGGGUGGCCUGGGUGGGCUUCUAUCUGUAUGGCAACGCCUGGCUGGGGAGGGCCCCGGACUGGGAUGACCCAGCAUUGGCCAUUGCUUUAGUAGCUCAGGGCUGGCUGCUGCUGAUCUUCCAUGCCAUUCCUGAAUCCCACAUCUGCCUGAGACCCCCUCCACAGCCCACUGCCCCAGAUUACUUUGACACCUCCCAGAACUCGACACGGAUGAGGGAGACCAGCUUUGACGAAGACAUCCCCCUCUCUCACAGGCAGUUUGUGGAGAACCAGGGCUACGGAUACAGCGAUGAGAACACUGCAGGCCUGAGGAGCGGUGGUGGUGCCGGGCAACAUAACAGCAACACAGGCGCCAGACCCAGCGCUCCUUUCCGCAGCAACGUCUACCAACCCACCGAGAUGACCAUGAUCCUGAACGGGGGAGCGGUGAGUACAUCCUCCCAGUCACAGGUGCCCUCCGCCCCUCCAACCUACACUGGGAGGCAGCUGUGGUGAGCGAGAGGAUUGGAAAGAUGAUGUGUGGUAGAAAAUGAAGAAGAGGAUGGAGAGGGUGAGGAGGGAGGGGUCUGGGACGAGGGGCCCGCCUGGUUGGACUUAAAACAUGGAUGCCAACAGGGCCCUUUCACUCUGUGUACAGACUUAAACACUGACUGUGUGCCAAUCAACUAUCGUAUGAGUGUGUGUGAGACUGAGAGGCAGCAAGGUAUGGAGGACAGAGCUAAAGCUCUUCUAGCACACAAAUCUCCAUAGAAGGGUUCGAAAACUCAAAGUGUGACCAGCAAGUAGCAAAACAAGACACGCGCUGACUCAGAUCUGAAAAUAUCAACAUGCAGUAUUGUUCUUCUUUUGUUUGAUUUGCUCCCCUGAGACUAUACAGCACUGUAAGCAUCCUUGGAAAACUGUGAAAUCUAUCGCUUUUUCUUGCUCUGUCUCUCCCCCUGUUAGUCAGGCUGUCUUUUCAUGCUGCUGGCGCUCACGUGGAAACAUUUGGCUCUGUCCUCCAUCCAUCCAGUGUAGGUGAAGACAGCACACGGGCAAACUGUACAGCUCGAGCACCGCCCGCUUUAAAAUAAUCCAGCCUCUGUGGGUGUGUAUGUAGAGUGUGUGAGAGGGAAAAAAAAAAAAAAAGAGUGUGUGUAUUCCCUACAUCUCAACUCUGCCACUCUAAUACACCUUCCCCCUCCAGACUGUUACCCCUCUGUGAACGCUUCUUCUUCCUCCUCCCUCUCUAUUUCUGGUUUCACUGCACCGUCUGUGAAUAUUACACAUAACUCUUCUCACCUUGCCUCAUCCUCCCACCUGCAUGGACACUUUGCAAAAUGUGAAACAAACUGUGAAUCUGCGGUCGGAAAAGAAGCUCCCAGUGACCGCACACGAAGCAAAAGCAGCCCGGAGCACCUGAACAGAGGGAUCGCAAGCUGCUAAUGAACUGCUGUUAUAUAUAUACUGUAUAUACGGCGCAUUAGAGUGGAUUCUGAUUGGACGAGGAGGGUGUCAGUCGUCUGCGGGGAGGCACCGCUUCCAUGAAUCUAGGUCAGACUGCUGUGUGCUGCUCUCCCACAUCUCCGGUGGCCACUGGCGUUUUGAACCAGCCAGGAGAAACUGUCACUUUAUAUCAGCAGGAAACGAAGCGAGAAAACUGAAACUGUUCUUAGCUCUGAACUCUUUCUGUGUUUACGUGUGCGUACGUGUGAUUUUAUGAGUGUCGGGAGUUGACGUGGAGGGGUGGGGGGGGGGGACAUUUCAAAAGUCAAGGUUGCUUUCUGGUGCUAAAUAUCCCUCUGACACAACUUCCUAGUGCGGCACAGAACUACAGGAACAACUGAUGCAGAUACAGCAGUCAAAUCUGUGAGUGACAGGCUAUAGAUAGAGCUGUGGCUGGUGUGCGGAGAUAUCCUAGAGCCUUAGAAAGAUCAGAUUUACAGUGCGAUGUGGAAAGAGGGAGAUCAGAUAUAAGGAAGAAGGGGGAUGGGAGCCAGGAGAUAGCGAGCGGCAGUCCGAGGGGAGUCCAUGCGACAGUGCGAGAUCUGUGUGAGAAAAUGGCUCCCUGGUCUGUGUGUGUGUGUGUGUGUUUGUGCGUGAUGUGUGCGGGCGGCCGCGCUGCUCUGCUCUAUGUGGUUGUCUUCUUUAUCUGGUGAAGUGUCUCUCCCUCCUCCUCCUCCUCCUCCUCCCCUCCUGUCUCCCUGUGGUCGGCUAUAGCUCAAGUGUAGCCCCGUGCCAAGAAGGACUCCUGUUUCACUGGAGUCUCCGUUUCACGCCCUCUCCCUUCAUCACGACACCAGCUCUCUCUCUCUCUCUCCCUUCGCCCGAGAAGCUGUGUACAUAGUAGUGCUGUAAAGCUUUGCUUGCUUCUUUUACUUUUUUCUGUGUUUCUUUUUUAACUGUAGCCUGAGUUUAGACACCAGUGUCACAUGACCCACUGGAGGACUGACUACUGCAAACUGUUUUUAUCUGGGGAUUUUUUUUCAACUGGUUUGCUUUGUUGUUCAUACAUUCGCUUGUUGUUACAUUAAGCUUUUAUUUCUCUAUUGCUGGUGUCUUUUAUUUUUUUUAAAUUAGCAUUUUGGAAAUGUUUUGCCAACACUAGAUAUGCUUUUUUCUGUUUGAUUAAUGUUCAAGGAAAUGAUAUGAGUUGUCAUUUAUAGGUCAGUCGUACCUCCGCGCAGUUUUCUCAGUCAAGACCGAGGUCCACUCUUUGCUGUAAUAGUUACGGGGAUAAAAACAUACUUAUUUUUAUUAUUUUCAGAAAAAAAUGACAAUGCCUGUGAAUAUUUUUUGGCACUUCAUGCAGUAAACAAUGACUUGCUCUCAUAUACUUUAGGGAUAAUUAUAAAACAUGAAGCAGGGAGGCUGUACAACUAACUUCAAGUCCCCCAACAGUCAUACUGGUGACCCCUGGUUUUACAGCAACCUCUAACUAAGAAAAGACUAAGGGUCAGCCCUUGACUGCUGCUGUAUGUUUAUGUCUUAACCACUGGUUAUUCUAAAAUAGGACUGGUACCAGCAGGCCAGCUCCAUGCCCAAAGAGAGCAUGUCCCGCCACGUCAGGCUCUGUUUGGGCCAACCGUGGUCAGAAACAGGCUACGCGCCACAGAAGCGUUUGUCGUAGCCCCAUGAAGAAGAACUGUCCUCAGGGUUUUGGAUGGUCAGCAGUAACCAGACAAAACUCUCAACACUCAGAGCGGAGGGGGGAGGUUUCAGUUCUUGCUAUGUUUUCACUCAGUGUGGAGUACAAAAAAAAACAACAAAACAAAACAAAAAAACAAUAAUAACAUGUGACUUUGUAGAUUUUGCACUUGUCGACUACCUAUCUGUGCAUGCUUAUCACCAUUUCUACAUGUAAGACCUUUCUCAGACGUACUUUUGAAUACUAACUCUAUUUAUGUAAAGGUCAUGUGACAGCAAUCAUAAUUUCAGUGUAUAUCAGAUGACACACUUAAUGUCUGUGCUUUCUUAAACACAAAAAGAGAGCUGGCUCUUGAGAAGCAAAGAGAUUAAAGUCAGGGGGAAAUGGUCCAAAACACGUAUGAUUCCCCAAAAAGGAACAAAUUGCCAUCAUCACUGGACCUAAUGAGAACUAUCUGUGUUAGUUUGAAGACUCGAGGGGGGAAAAAAAAGAGAAUCUUCUGACUGGUAUCGUCUCUGUGUUUAAAAUCAAAUAGACUGUGGUGAAAUUUGCACAAAACUUCUAUAUGUUAAGUUUGUCAUCCCUGGGCAGCCCUCUGAACACCUAUCCUCCCUGGGAUUGACAUGUCCUUGCCUGUCCUCUCCUGAUUUGUCUUGCCUUCAGACUGUUCCAGCGGGGCAGCUGACAGGGGUGAUAUUGGUUUUCACAGCUGUGACUGUGCAGUGACGCAGCAUGCCUAUGUAUAGAACUUGAUUCCCCUGAUUAGAAAAAUAACAAUUAAAAAAAAACAACAACAGUUAACUCUCUUGUUUCUGUAACUGAAUCAGGAAAAAAAUAAGUUCAAUAAAAGUGUCAUGUUUGUAGUUAA